Molecule: messenger RNA, 1764 nt
Organism: Lasiodiplodia theobromae
Lineage: Eukaryota; Fungi; Ascomycota; Dothideomycetes; Botryosphaeriales; Botryosphaeriaceae
Product: Glycosyl transferase family 1
Exons: 4
Coding region: 1-1764 (587 amino acids)
Biological process (GO): protein N-linked glycosylation
Cellular component (GO): endoplasmic reticulum membrane
Molecular function (GO): GDP-Man:Man(3)GlcNAc(2)-PP-Dol alpha-1,2-mannosyltransferase activity
Source: RefSeq, a predicted model, not a curated record
AUGCUGCUCCCCAUCGCCGCCGCAACGCUCGCCGUCGUGCCCUUCAUCCUGACGUCCGACUCGGCCUCCAGCGCAACCGCCGCCAAGCUCUGCACCUUUCUCUACCUCGUCAUCCGCCUCGUGCCGCUUCUCGUGCGCCUGUCGGGCAUCGCCAUAGGCAAGAACAUCCGCGCCAGGACGCAGCAGCGGCGGGAGGCUCUGCUGGCCCGCGCCGAACAGGACGAGAAGGACUUCAGCGCAAGCCGCAAGAAGACUGAGGAUGAGGACUGGGAGAAGGUUGGAAGCCGCUCGUCCGGCUCCUCCACGCCUGGCGACCAACAAGACAAGGACUGGCAGGGGGUAGUCGGCUUCUUCCAUCCAUUCUGCAACGCCGGAGGCGGUGGUGAACGAGUGCUCUGGGCCGCCAUCCGCGCAACCCAGAAGCGCUGGCCCCGCGCCGUCUGCGUCGUCUACACGGGCGAUCACGACGUCGACAAGGCCACCAUCAUCCAGAAAGUCGAGGACCGCUUCAACAUCCAGCUCCACCCCCCGACGAUAGCAUUUCUCUAUCUCAGCACCCGCCAUUACGUAUUGAGCAGCACAUGGCCUCACUUCACUCUUUUAGGACAAUCGCUUGGCUCUUUGAUCCUUGCUCACGAUGCCUUUAAUCUCCUUGUGCCAGAUAUCUUCGUCGACACGAUGGGUUACGCCUUCGCGCUCGCCCUGUCGAAAUUCUACUUCCCAUUGGUCCCCACGGGCGCCUAUGUCCACUACCCGACCAUCUCCACCGACAUGCUGGGUUCCUUGGACGCCUCGCCGGAGGAGAAGGAGGGCCAGACGCGAGGCGUGAACGCAGGCGCGGGGCGCGGGGUCAAGGGCAAGCUGAAGAAAUGGUACUGGAUCCUCUUUGCAAGGCUAUACAGCUACGUGGGCAGCUUCGUCGACGUUGUCAUGACCAACUCGACGUGGACGCAAGAUCACGUCCAGAAGCUCUGGGGGCCCAGGCCGAAGCGCGUCCAGUGCUUCGACUCGCUCGUGCUCUCGUUCGUGCUUUCACGCAAGGGUCUGCCCACCGAUCACGAAUCCUAUCCCAUCGAGGUCAACUUCCCGCCGGUUGCCGUGGAGGAAGUGACCGAGCAGAUCGAGGUCUCGGAGGCGACCGAGGCGGAGAGGGGACCUUACUUGCUCUACAUUGCUCAGUUCCGGCCGGAGAAGAACCACCAGCUGAUCCUGCAUGCUUUCGCGGAGCUGCUCAAUUCCUGGCCGAAGAAUUCGGAGGAAAAGCAGAGGCCGAAAUUGGUGCUGAUUGGAUCGGUGCGUAACCCUGAGGACGCUACGCGCGUCUACAACCUGCGUCUCCUGGCGCACGAGCUGCGGGUCAAGGAAUCGGUCGAGUUCAUUUGCGACGCCACAUGGCCGCAGAUUCUCUCCUGGUUACGACGCGCGAGCAUCGGCGUCAACGGCAUGUGGAAUGAGCAUUUUGGCAUCGGCGUGGUCGAGUACCAGGCGGCCGGGCUGAUCAGCGUCGUCAACGACAGCGGAGGGCCCAAGCUGGACAUUGUGGUCGAGAUUGACGGCAAGCCAACAGGGUUCCAUGCAACGACGGCAGCACAGUUCGCCGAAGGCUUCCGGCAGGCGCUCUCGCUGUCGGAGCAGGAGACGCUGGAAAUGCGGCAGAGGGCUCGGCGCAGCGCAGGCCGUUUCACGGAAGAAGUGUUUGCGAGCAAAUGGCUCGUGCAGAUGAGCAGGUUGGUCGAGCUGCAGCGCACAUUGCACCCGAAUUGA